Molecule: messenger RNA, 1059 nt
Organism: Stereum hirsutum FP-91666 SS1
Lineage: Eukaryota; Fungi; Basidiomycota; Agaricomycetes; Russulales; Stereaceae
Product: hATC-domain-containing protein
Exons: 6
Coding region: 1-1059 (352 amino acids)
Molecular function (GO): protein dimerization activity
Source: RefSeq, a predicted model, not a curated record
AUGAAGAUCUUCACCCUGAUACUCGAUAUGCCGGUGCGUUGGUCCUUGACCUACAUGAUGCUCAUCCGUGCCUAUAAUCUUUGUGAGAGCUACAGUAACUCAUUCAUCUUGCAACUGCAGGCUGUUGACAAGUUUGUGAGUGAGCUUGCCUUCAAGGUGCGCAAGAGCAAGAAGAUACAAGAGAAGCUCCUAAAACUUUCAAUGACGGAGGACGACUGGUCGGAGAUAAAGCUUGUUGCUUCAAUCUUACAGUGUGCCGAUGAUGCCCAGCAGGAGUUCUCCUUGGACAGUCACUCAACCCUUCCUCUUGCGAUACCUGCACUUGAAAGUCUUCAUCAAAAGCUCAGUAAACGUUGCGACGGUGAGAAGUAUGCACAUCAUCAAGAGGGUCUCUCUGCUGCCUGUGAUUCAAUCAAGCAGUACUAUGACCUCAGUUCGAAGAGCAAGGCACCGUUUAUGUCUAUGGUUCUUAUACCCUCAGAGAAGCUUGAUCAUAUUAAGAAAAAUUGGGCUGAGGAUAUUCAGAAGGAGGUCGUCAAGACCUUGAAAGAAGUGGGUGAUGGCAAGGAGACAGACCAUGCACCUACAUCUACACCAGCACCGUUCACCCCUGCAUGGGAGCGUGCUUUCAACCAGUACAUCAACAGUGAAACUGACGAGGUACCGGAAGGAAUGCCACUUGUCCAGUGGUGGGAUCUAAAUUCCAGCCGUCUGCUGGUCUGGGCUGCAAUCGCACGAGACUAUUUGGCUAUCAUGGCCUCUUCUGUUUCUAGCGAGCGUGCAUUCUCGAGUGCGGGUCUCACUAUAACCAAGCUUCGUAGCUGGCUUCAGGGAGAUAUUGUGGAGGCUCUUCAGGGGCUGAAGGCCACGUUACGCUCUGACUUUGUGAUGCAUGAUCCCGAACCAUCUUCCAUCCUUGAAGAGCAGAUGAUUCUUGACUCGGAGGCUGAGGGAGAGGAUGAUACACAUGCAGAUUUUGCACCGGGCGGUGAGUCUGUGGAGAAUAUGCUUAUCGAGGUUGAGAGUGAAGGAGAUAGGGGUGAGUGGGUUGAUGUUUAG